This is a messenger RNA of Plasmodium berghei ANKA, 8646 nucleotides long. RefSeq names its product conserved Plasmodium protein, unknown function. The record is from RefSeq and is a predicted model, not a curated record. Lineage: Eukaryota; Apicomplexa; Aconoidasida; Haemosporida; Plasmodiidae. The transcript has a single exon. Gene Ontology annotation, cellular component: trans-Golgi network. Bases 1 to 8646 code for a protein of 2881 amino acids.
AUGAAUAAUAUAAAUUUGUGUGAUUUUGCAAAAGCUAAAGUUUAUUUGUGGAAAACAGAGAAUACAAAUGAAAAACUUUUUUUGGAGGUUUCAAAUAAAAUUCGAAACUUAUAUGAAAAGAUAAAUUAUGACGAUUUAUUUCAUCAUUUAUAUAAUUAUAUCAAAUAUAUCAAUAACACUAAUAAUGAGUUAUUUUUGAGACAUGAAAUUCCUUCUUACCCUACAAAUGUAAAUAAAAAUAACCAAAAAAAAGAGGAUCAUAAUUUUUUUAAGAUUUUUAAAAAUCCGAAUUAUGUAAAAAGAAAUGGAAAUAUAUCAAUCAAUUAUAUUGAUUUUGUUGAAAAAAAUUUAGAAAUAAAUAAAAUUAAUUUUUUUUCAAAUAUAUUUAUAUCUAUUGGUAUACAUGAAUUAAAUGAUAAUGAUUUUGAUACUGAACCGAAUGAUAAUAAAGACAAAAACCAUGAUUUUAUUUCAGAACAAAUUGAAAAAAAAGACAAUGUUGAUAAGCAAAAUAACGAUGGAAAUUUAUAUGAAAAUAAAAAAAAAAUACACAAUUUUUUUAAAAUACGAAAACAAAUUUUAAAAUUGAUUAACUCUUAUAAUAGUAUAUAUUUUAAUAAUAGUUGUGUAUUUAUACAACGUGUUCUUAUUAUUCCAUCUUUUGAUAAAUAUGAUGAAUUUAUUAUGGAAAAAAUUAUGGAAAUAAAUGAAAAUUUCUUGUAUGCCAAUAGUACUGAAGUUAUGCGCCCCUUUGAAAAUAAUUCAUUUAUGUUUUCCUCACAAAAUGGAAAUCAAACCGUUCCUAAAAAUGAUUCAUCAUUUGAAAAAAGUGGAGAAAAUAGUGAUAGUGGCAAAAUGGACCAAACAAAUGAAGAUAUAAAUAGUUCAGAAAAUAAAAAAAACGUUUUUAACUUUCAAAUUAAUGAAAAUGUGCAGGUUGCUCAAGAUUCUCCUUAUUAUGAUAAAGGAAAUUUAGAUGGAGAUUCGAACAAAAAUGUAAGAAAUAAUGAAUCCAAAACAACUCCUGAUUUUGAACAUUUUGAAAAAAAAACAAAAUCUGAAAAUUCAAUUUUUACUUCUGAAGUAGAUGGAAAAACAUCCUUUCCAAAAAUAAAAAAAAAAUAUUCAUCUACUUUUCUAAAAAUAUUCAAUAAAAAUAUUGGAAAAGAAUAUAUGUCUAUAAAUGCUAGAUCUUCAUCUAUAAGCUCAGAUAGUUAUGGUGAAGAAAACGUUUUUAUAAAUGGAAAGAAAAAACAAGGAAAUAAUGAUGAAAUCAUAGUAGUAGAAUCAGAUGCUUCUAAAAUAAAACCCGCUAUUGAAGAAUCACAUGGAUUUAUCAAAGAUCAAAAUAAUAAAAACUGUUUAAAAAACAAAAAAGAUAAUAUGUGCAAUCAUAACAGUAAUGAGUGUACAUCUAAUCCAGAUUCAAAUAAUGAUGAACAGAAAAGAAAGGGAAAACAAUUCGAAGAAUCAGAAGAAAAUUUUUCUUUUAUAUCUAAUAAUAUACAUAAUUUCAAAAUAAUUAUUUUCCUCCCAUCUGUAAAAAAGCAUUUUAGUAUACAAUACAAUAAAUUUUUACAAGCAAUAAUAUUAAACAUUUUUUAUAUUUUUAUAUUUUUUUUAUAUGAUUUGAUAACUAAAAAAAAUAUAUGGGAUUAUAUGGACAUGUUCAUUGAAAAUCUAAGUUAUGAGGUUAUACAAAAUAAGAAAGACAAUAAUGAAAGUGUAUUUGAAGAUAAAAGAAAAGGUACAAACAAUUUUAAUAUAACAAAUAAAAUGAAAAAAAUAAAUUAUAUUAAUAGUUAUUCUGGAGUAUAUAAAUAUAGUCAAAUACAAAGAUUCGAAAAUUUGAAAAAUGAGCAAAUAGAAAUAAAUAAAGAAAAUGAACAAUAUGAACAUACUCGAAUAAAUGGAAAAAAAUAUAUUCUUUAUAAUAAAAAAAAUAUCCCACUUAAAAUUAGUUACUCUGUUAAUGAACAAAUGAGCAUCUCUAAUAGUAAUUCUAUUUUUUCUAAUUUAAAAAGAUAUUAUUUUGAUAUAAAUGAUUCAACAACUUAUAAAACAAAUAAAAUGAUUCCUAAAGGUAGUGGUGGAAUGUACAGAAUACGUAAAUCUAAUACAUAUAAAGAAAACUUUAUUUCAAAAAAAUAUAGUUUUUAUAAAAGAGAAUCAAAUGAAUCCGGAAAUUUACAUCUGACACGAAAUAAAAAUGCAUCUAGAAACUCUAGUUACGAAAAUAACAAUUCCAAUAAUGUUUGUCAUUCUGAUGCAUGUAUUAUUGGUGAAAAUAGUGAGUCUGAUUGUUCUGUAUGUUAUGAAGAUGAUCAAAUAAGUUAUAAUAGCUUAGAGAAUUUUGGAAACAUGCAUACAGAGGUAAAAAAUGAGGAUAUAGAACUUAGCGAGCCAGAACCCAAAUGUUUGGUUGUAAAACGGGUUCUAAUACAAAGUGGAGAAAUCGAAGAUUUUGCAGCAUAUGAAGAAAGUGAUGUGUGUGAAAUAGAUGAUGAUGUUUCAGAAGAAAACGAAAAUCUUAAAUCAAUAAGUAAUGAUAUUAUUCAGGAAAGAAAAAAUAAAAUUUUUGAAAUGGAUGACAAUUAUAAAUAUAAAAUUAAAAAAAAAAAAGGAGAUAUAUUUUUAUUAUUAGGAAGCCCCUUAGAUUCAAUAGAAGAAUAUUUAAAAUGUUUUGAAAUUUGCAAAAUGAAAAAUGAUUAUUUAUAUCAAGCAAAUAUAUAUUUUUCUAUAUCUUUAUCUAUAUAUUUAUAUAUUAAACAAAAUUGGGGAAAUUUUUGUCGUAUAAACAACAAUGAAAAUUAUUUUUUUCGUUUUCAUGAUAUAAUAGAAAAUCUAAUUUUAGAAACAUAUCAAAAGCUAUUACCAAACAAAUAUACUAAUUAUACAAAUUUUUUUUUCGAUACAUCUUAUAGUGGAGCUUUAGCAAAAGACCGUUUGUAUAAUAUUGGAAUAGGAACAUCUAACAAUAAUAAUAAUCAUCAUCAUAAUUUAAUUAGCGCAAAUUCUAUAAGUAGUGCUACAUCUAUUGGAAUCGCUUCAUUUGUUAUGAAUCCAUCUCAUUCGGGUUCUAUUGCAUCUAACACAGCACCAAAUAAUAAUAACUAUUAUUAUAAUAAUUAUUUAAACAAUUUUAAUCUGUAUUUAUAUGGUUAUGAACAAACAAAUAAUGAUGGACAAAAUAAUAUUAAAAAAAAUAUCAUUUCAUUUAUUAAUAUGUUAAAAGAAAGUGAUAAAAUAGUUGAAGGAAAAAAAAAUAAAAUAGAUAAAGAAAAUUAUAUUGAUUCCAAUUCAAAUCAUGUUUAUUAUUUUUUUAAUUUAGAAAUAAAACAUCACAAUAUUUUACUUUAUUUAAUUGCUUUGAUAGAAUAUAAAUUGAAUCAAGCAUUGUUGGUUUUACAAAAAGCAUCACCACAUCUAAGUGAACAAAUAAAUCCAUCUAGAUCGAACAAUUAUGCAUCUACAUCAACAGUUAUAAAUAGUGGAAUCAAAUCAUUGACAGCACAAGAACACUUUUGUGAUUAUUUAAUAUGUUUGUUAAAAUACAUAAUUAUGAUUAAAAAAAAUGAAAAGUCUCAUAUAUUUUUUAUUAUAAGUAAAUAUUCAUAUAUUGCUGAAAGGCUUAUUCACAAUUUAUAUAUCAAAUACUAUCUUGAAUUGUUAUUGAUUUACAAACAUCUUGGGGCUUUUAGAAAAUUUGCUUUUACUGUAUAUAUGUUAUGCACAUACUUCUAUCAAAAUAAAAAAUAUUAUCUUUCUUUUUUUUUUCUCAAUAAUAUCCUUCCGUUUUAUAAUUUGCCAAGCAUAUCCUCUUAUUCUUCUUAUCAAAAAUAUAAACAAAUUAAUUUUUUCAAAAUGAACAAAAAUGAAGAUGCAUCUACUUUUCAAAUUGGACAAAACUAUCAAAAAAUAUUAUUCAAUGAUCCUAAUUUUGAAAAUAAAGAAAAAAAUAUUCUCUAUCAGUAUAUUAAUAAUUUAUUAUUUAAAAAUAAAUACGACAGAUUUGUUAAUUUCCCAAUGCAUUGGCUUUAUAAAGAUCCACAAACUCAUAUUUCUAGCGGUUCUAGCGGUUCUAGUGGUUCUGAUAACAUUGAAUAUGACAGAUUCAGAAGAAACAAAGAAGUAGAAGGAGGAUCAGUAUGUAACACAAGUAGAAGCUAUGGAGAAAAUCAUAAAGCGAUAAAAGAAAAACCGGAUGGACACAAAUAUUUUUCUCAAGAAAUAUGUGGUAAUAAAUGUGAAAAUAUUCAUAAACAAUAUAUUUCAUUUAAUUAUUUGAAAGGUUGUGGAUACACAUAUAAUUUAGAUAAUUUAUUUAAUUUUUGUUCGAAAGAUAUUAGUAGUAAAAGUAUAAUGAAUAUACAUAAACAUAUAAAUAAAUUAAAAUUUAUGAUAAAAAAAAAAAAAUACAAUAAUACAAUUCAUUAUAGUAUUCUUUAUUUUUUAUCACAAAUUUUAAAAAAUAUGGAAUAUGGAAAAGAAUAUGUUUUGGCAAAUCUUUUAUUUCUUCUAUUUUUAAACAAAUAUUUAUCUAAACAGAUACAAAAAGAGACACUAAAUAACAUAUAUGAAAUAUUGAAUAAAAAAAAACAUUAUAUAUCUUUUCCGCCAUUUAUAACCUUAUUAUUAGAUGAUAAAAGAAAAAAAAAAAAUAUAAAAUAUUUAAAAAAACUUUAUAAGGAUAGUUAUGGAGAAGAAUCGAUAGAUAAUAAUGAUUCUAAAUUAGAUUACAGCUCAGAAAGUUUACAUGAAAAUUAUAAAUCUAAUUCAUCCGAUUUUUAUCUUCUUUCGGAUUCUAACGAUAUAGAUGAUAACUUAUUUCAAACAGAUUCUUCAAUAUCAAAUGCAUCUACAAAAAUUGCAUCUAUUUCAAAAGAAGCAGAUGCAAGAAAAUCUAUUUCAAAGAAAGGAACACAAGGAGAUGUGGAUGGAAAUAUGUAUAAAAAUAGUGAGCAUAUUUCCAAAAAUAAAUUGCAUUUUCUAAGUGGGUUCACAGAAGGUAGAUGUGAACCCCUUCCAAUAUUAAAAAAUAUUCAAUAUCCAAAAACAGGAUAUAACAAUGAAAAAAUAUAUAAAAAAAUUAAACCAGUAAAUAUAAAAAAUAAAAAAGAUAUAUUUAAAUAUAACCCAUUUAAUGAAAAAGAAAGAAAUGUAAAAAUACAAAAUAUUUGCUCUACUAAUGAGUUAAAGAAUAUAAUAAUAACUUUAAAAAACCCAUUAGAUGUUAAUAUAGUUUUAAAUAAUUUAAUUUUAAUAUCGUCAGGAGUAUCUAUAGAAAAUUAUCCAACUAGCGUUGUAUUAUUAUCAAAAAAAAAAAAAAAAAAUACAAAUGUUAAUUUAUCUUUUAAGGCUAAAGAACCUGGAAUGUUAUAUAUUCUUGGAAUUUCUUAUUAUAUAAGUUAUUUACAUUUCGAACAAUAUUUUUUAUAUGAUACUAAUCUUCUUUAUCAAUAUAUUAUGACUAAUCCAGAUUCAAACAUUUCAUCAAAAUUUUCCAAAACUAAUGAUCCUUUUUCAAUGCAAUUUACAUUGGAAAAACAAAAUAAUAAUGAAAAUAGACAAAAUAAAAAAAAUCGAAACAUUUUUAAGCAAAAAAAAAAACUAUUAAUUAGUAAUGUUUUAAAUAUGUCAAGUGUAUUUCAAAUUUUUGUUAUUAAGAAAUAUUUUCAUCUUGAAUCUGAAAUAAAAUUUUUUAAUUUUGGAAAAUAUAUAAACAUAGAAUCAUUAAUAAAUGAUAAAGAAUAUCUAAACAAUUAUUAUAGAGUAGCACCCCUUAAGAAAAAUAAAAAUAAACAAAAUGGAAUGUUAAAUAAUAUAAAUAAAGAUACAAAUUUAGAUACAUCCCCAAUAAAUACAAUAAUAGAUAACGAAAAUAAAGAAUCUUCUAAAAUAAAAUAUAAAGUUAGUGUACUAGAUGCAGAACAUACUACUAUAAAUAAAAAUAUAGAAUUAUACAAAAAACAAUCUGUAUAUAAUAAUGAAAAUAGCCCAUGUAACGAUUCCAACAAAAUAGAAUGUUUAUCUAUUUCUUCUUCUUAUAUUACAAAUGAAAGCAAAAUGUCUUAUCAAAGUUAUUUUUUAAAUUCUUUUGAAGAAAAUGAAACCCGACAAUUACCUUUAUGGAAUUUCAAGGAUAUUGAAAUAAACAGGAAAAAUAAAGAAGAUCUAGAAAAUAACAAUUUUUGUAUUAAUAGAAAAAAUAGCUAUCAAAACAGCGAAGAAGAAUCAAACAUAUAUAUUUCAAACUUCCCUGUUUCAUUUAAUCAAUAUAGAAUUGAAAAAAAAAAAAAAUCAAUGAGUUUUGAAAAUGAUAAUGAUAAUAUAUAUUUUUCUAGUGAUCCAAGAUAUGAAGAAAUACUAGAGGGAGAAAUAAAAUUUUUAUGUUUAGUUUGUGAAAAUACAAGUAAUAUAGAUGUAAAUUAUAUAAAUGUUAAAGUAAGAUGGAAAAAUAAAUCGAUUGGAAAUCAUUUUAUAAAAUUUUAUUUUGAUAAAUCUUUUUAUAUAAAAAAAGAACAAAUAGAAUCUUAUAAUAAAAACCCAAAUCAAACUUCUGAAGAUAAUUAUCAAACACAUUUUAAUGAAAACGUGUUUUUUUGUCAUAAUAAAGGAGAAAAAUUAAAAGUUAAAAAAAACCAUACUUUAUACAUACCUAUUAAAUGCACAGGGUCAAUAUUAAUUAAUGAAUGUGAUAUUGAUAUAAUUUAUUCAAGCUCUAAAAAUAGUUCAUAUUACUCUAUUAAAAAAUUAAAUCUAAAACUAAAUGUUAAAAGAAAUAUAUAUAUCGAAAGUAUUUUAUAUUUCCCAUAUGUUAGUUUUAAUUGGGAUACUAUAUUAACUAAGAUCUUAAACUCAGAUUAUUAUAGGGAAUAUGCAAUAAAUAAGUUAGGAACCAUAAAACAAAACAACGAAUUAAUAACAAAUUCAAGCUCAGAUUCACAUAGUUGUUAUGAUAUAUCUAUAAUGCAAACUAAUAAUAAUGAGGAAGCAUAUACGAUUCAUUCAAAGGACAAAAAUAAAAUUAUUAAAAAUACGAAAACACAUAUGCAUCUAAAUAAUCAAUCUUUUAAUAUUAUAACAAAUACCAAACAUAAUCUCAAAAACAUAUUAAAUGAAGAUACAAAUAAAAAUUUGGAUUCUAUGAGAUGCAUUCAUGAUAAUAGUGAUUACAUAAGUGAUUCUACUACAAUGAAGCAUUAUCAAUACCCCUCGAAUGAAAAUUUAAGUUUUUCUGAUAUAAAUAGCGAAUCAUCAGCUAGCCAUUUUGAAAAAAAAAAAAAAUAUAUAUAUAGGAGCGAAAAUCGGGAAAAUCGGGAAAAUAAUAAAUUACUAGAAAAUUAUGAUCAACUUAACAAAAUAAUUCACACAAAAAAAAGUGACUUAAAUAUAUGUACUGAUAAUAAAUAUAUAUUUUUAGAAAUAUAUAUAAAAAAUGAUAGUGGAUAUGUUAACUAUUGUAAAAGUAAAAAAUUAAAAAGAAGACCAACAUGUGUAGUUGAUAAAGACAAUCAUCCAAAUAAAUGGAUUAUAUGGAUUAAAAGAUUAAAAAGAAAAAAAAAUAUUAUAUUUAAAAAAAAAGAAGAUAUAUUAAAAUAUUUUCUAUUAUACAUAGACUAUCAUGUUUCUCUAACUUAUUCAAGACAUAAAAAAAUUGGAAUACUAAGUAGUUACAGUUCAUAUUUAAAUCAUAUUUAUAUAAAUAAAAAAAAAAUAGACGAUUUCUUUUUAAAUUUUAAAAUCACGCAAACAAAUUCAAAAUCCGAUCCUUAUCAAAAUGACACUAUUCAAUCACAUAAAGAAACACAAUUAUCUAAAAUAGAUGCAAAUAAUGUAGACUUGUAUUAUGUUUGCCAAAAUUAUAGAUCAUUAAAUUCGAUAAAAAAACAACAAUUCCAUUAUACUAAUAAUACUAUAGAUUCCAUAGAGGUUGACAAAGAAUUAGAAAACAAAUGGGAAAAUUAUUAUCAGGCAAAUAAAAAGUUAUCGUUUCAUAAUAUUGGGGAAUAUUUGCAAAACUCAAAUGGGUAUAAUUCUCAUUAUAUAGAAGAUGAAAAAUCUGAGUUAUCAACAAGAAAACACAAAUUGUUUGAAAAUAAUUGGGUGAAUAAUUUGUUUUAUCCAUAUAUAUUAUUAGAACCAGAGUUCCAGAAUUGUAAAAAAAAAAAUAGUGUUAUUAUUCCCAGGUGCUCAAAAACACUAAAUUUUACAAAUAUAAAUAAAAUAGGAAUUAGAAAAAAUUAUUUUGAAACAGCCAUAAACGAGUUUUUUCUAAUAAAAAUUUGGAUAAGGAAUAUUUCCUCUGUUGAUCUUGGGAAAUAUACACUUUUUAUAUUCCCAUCAAAUUUAAAUUGUAUAAAAAUAAUUGGUACUUUGAAUAAAAACGGAUACCUUACUAGAUGUGAAAAUACCAAAGAAUGUAAAAAAACGAAUUGCGUAGAAACCGAAAAUGUGGAAAGAACUUCAAAUCAAACAAAACACCACAAGCAUAGACAAAAACGCAGAUCAAAUGUUUCCCUUUUACAUUCACUAAAUGCUUAUUCCUUAUUUCCUGGAAAAGUUUUUUUUUACAUAGCCAUUUAUUUUCAUAAUUAUCACACACUACUAUUUCAUCAUGAACCAAUUCUCGUUACUAUCGUGUAG